AUCAAAUAUGGCGGCUGCAGCUCUUCAUGAAGUGAGUCCGGUUGGCCCUCCGCCUGUGGGCUGGAAGCUGAGAUGAGCGGCGUAGCGUGUGUCAGUCACUGUGUGACCUGAUGAAGUAGGCAGUCAGGGUGCAGAGGAAAGGAAAGAGUGGCGCGGGAGUCUGUGUGGAGUAACAUGUUCAGGUUGCUGUAAUAUUAUAUACAGUGUCCAUCACCCUAUCCCAAUUCAGGCUGCCUGACAGCUAUGUACUAUGGAGCCAGCUUGAUUAUUCUGGAAUCAAAGCCCAAUGCAGGUUACAGAAGGCACUGAAUCGGCUAAAGCAAUAAAGCCGAUUGAUCGCAAGUCUGUCCAUCAGAUCUGCUCAGGUCAAGUAGUGUUGAGUCUAUCUACUGCAGUGAAAGAGCUACUGGAGAACAGCAUCGAUGCAGGAGCCACAAGUAUUGAUAUAAAACUGAAGGAGUUUGGGGCAGAACUCAUAGAAGUUUCUGACAAUGGAUGUGGGGUAGAGGAACAUAAUUUUGAAGGCCUAACCCUAAAACAUCAUACAUCCAAGUUGCAAGAUUUCUCAGACCUGAUUAGCGUGGAAACAUUUGGUUUUCGGGGAGAAGCUUUAAGUUCAUUGUGUGCUUUAAGUGAUUUGUCAAUUUUCACCUGCCAUAAAUCAGCUAAAGUGGGUACCAGAUUGGUUUUUGAUCAUAAUGGAAGAAUCAUUCAGAAAUCGCCACUCCCGCGACAGCAGGGAACAACAGUCAGUGUGCAACAGCUCUUCUAUAACCUGCCGGUACGGCACAAAGAGUUCCAGCGGAACAUCAAGAAGGAAUUUACAAAAAUGGUGCAGGUUUUACAGGCGUACUGUGUCAUUUCAACGGGGGUUCGUAUAAACUGCACCAAUCAAGUGGGUCAGGGGAAGAGGACUCCUGUGGUAUGCUCGAGUGGCACUUCAAGCAGCAUGAAGGAGAACAUAGGUGCUGUGUUUGGACAAAAACAGUUGCAGAGUUUGGUUGCGUUCACUCAGGUACCUCCUAGUGAAAGUGUUUGUGAAGAGUAUGGACUAAGCCAUGCAGAUUUGCCAGAUGGUUUCUAUACCAUUGCAGGAUAUAUAUCCCGAUCUGACCAUGGUGUGGGAAGAAGUGCGACAGACAGACAAUUUUACUUCAUCAACCAGCGUCCUUGUGAUCCUGCUAAGGUUUCUAAGGUUGUGAAUGAGGUGUAUCAUUCGUUCAACAGACAUCAGUACCCGUUUGUGGUUCUCAAUAUUUGCGUGAAUUCCGAAUGCGUUGAUAUCAAUGUGACACCAGACAAGAGGCAGAUAUUACUACAGGAAGAGAAGCUGUUAUUGGCGAUACUAAAGACCUCCCUUACUGCCGUGUACAGCACCGGUGUAAACAAGUUACAUGUAAAUCAGGUGCUGGCUGAUGUCACAGGUAAUAUCAGAAAAGUAAGUGCAGAAGCAUCAGAUGGUCCUAACCUAGAACAACCACAUGUAUUGGAGAGAGGGGCACUUUCUGUAUCUAGACUGCGAGAGGCCUACUCCAUCAGCCAGAGGACUGCAGGCAGCUCACCAUACACACAGGCUGAUAAAACGCAGAGCUCUUCCCCCAAUCAAAGGAACCUCCAGUCAUAUUUUAACCUUUCACCAAAGGUUCAACACUCUAGCUCUAAAACUGUGUUAAAUAUAAGUGGUAAAGCGGAAGAGCCUGGAACACCUGGCUCUUGUGGUGAAGAUAUUCAUGUGGAACAUGACUGUGAUUCUGGAAAGGGCACCAUUACCACCUCGGACGUUACUGCCUCUGACUGUUUCGGCACCCCAGACUUCUCCAGCCGAAUCAGUAGUGAAAGUGUCACAAGCUCUCCAGAGACAUUGGUGAAAACUGACGAGGUGGAAUCCUUUACAGCUUUUGGUCCUCUUUGCUUAGAAACGGAGGUCGAAUAUGAACAUCCUGACAUAAAAAAAAUAUUAGGCAGUGAUCCUGCUCCACGUUGUAAGCGUUUUAAAACACAAGAGGAGCAGCUGACAGACGGACAGUUACAGCCUGAUACGGUGGAUACACCUGUCAACAUUAUUAAGAAAACUGUGCCAUUAAACUUCUCGAUGUGUCGCCUGUCUAAACAGAUGGAAAAAUUAAAGCAGCAAAGGCAGAAAAAGGAGGAAUUGGAAAAGUUCCGCAGAUUCCGUGCAAAGAUCAGUCCGGGGGAAAAUCAAGCAGCGGAAGCUGAACUUAGGAAAGAGAUCAGUAAGGAGAUGUUUGCAGAAAUGGAAAUUAUUGGCCAAUUUAAUCUGGGUUUCAUAAUAACCAAGCUGGAUUCUGACCUCUUCAUUAUUGACCAACAUGCAACUGAUGAGAAGUAUAACUUUGAGAUGUUACAACAGGACACUGUUCUACAAGGACAGAGGCUCAUCAUACCUCAGAAAUUGAAUCUAACUGCUGUCAAUGAGAUUGUUCUGAUGGACAACCUAGAAAUAUUCAAGAAAAACGGCUUUGAUUUUACCAUUGAUGAAAACGCUCCCAUCAUGGAAAGAGUUAAGUUAGUCUCUUUACCAACAAGCAAGAAUUGGACCUUUGGCCAGCAAGACAUUGAGGAACUAAUCUUUAUGCUCAGUGACUCCCCUGGAGUUAUGUGCAGGCCCUCCAGAGUUAAGCAGAUGUUUGCCUCAAGAUCUUGCAGGAAAUCUGUGAUGAUUGGAACAGCCUUAAAAACUCAUGAAAUGAAGAAACUGGUGACUCACAUGGGAGAAAUUGAACAGCCGUGGAACUGCCCCCAUGGGCGGCCGACAAUGAGGCACAUCGCCAGUCUGGAUAUGAUCUCUUGAGUCUGACUUUUCAGUGUUAUUUGGAAAGUCUGAAUAUAAUGAGAAUAAUUGCACCUGCUGUUCUCACGCUUUAAAAAAUAAUAAAUCAAAGUUUUAGUAUGGUUUUUAUAGAUUGUUACACUGGCAAUUGACCAGUCCAUUUUUAAAGCUGGAAAUGACAACAAGUAGGCAGUAUUUGUACAGUUUAGUGUUUUUUGUAUGGUAUACAUCCAUAUUUGCAAUGCCAAAAUGCCGGGUACACACUACAACGAUAUCAUCACGAUUUGUCGUUUUCCGGGCAAAUCGGAAAGUCCGAUCAUGCAUAUUGUGCAGUGUGUACCUGCAAUUGCGUGCUCCCGUGGGUCGUUAACGAUAUCUUCUGGUUUAUUGUGCUACACAGUCAAUUAGAAGAUAUAGUUAACGAUGACAUGUUGCUGAAUGCAACAUGGCAUGUUACAUCGUCCCGUCGUACCACUGCAUUAUGGGGGUAAUUCAGAGUUGAUCGCAGCAGCAAAUUUGUUAGCAGUUGGGCAAAACCAUGGGGGUAAUUCCAAGUUGAUCGCAGCAGGAUUUUUGAUAGCAAUUGGGCAAAACCAUGUGCACUGCAGGGGAGGCAGAUAUAACAUGUGCAGAGAGAGUUAGAUUUGGGUGGGUUAUUUUAUUUCUGUGCAGGGUAAAUACUGGCUGCUUUGUUUUUACACUGCAAAUUAGAUUGCAGAUUGAACACACCCCACCCAAAGCUAACUCUCUCUGCACAUGUUAUAUCUGCCUCCCCUGCAGUGCACAUGGUUUUACCCAAUUGCUAAAAAAAAUCCUGCUGCGAUCAACUUGGAAUUACCCCCCAUGUGCACUGCAGGUGUAGCAAAUAUAACAUUUGCAGAGAGUUAGAUUUGGGUGGGUUAUUUUGUUUCUGUGCAAAAUUACUGCUUUAUUUUUACACAGCAAUUUAGAUUUCAGUUCGAACACACCCCACCCAAAUCUAACUCUCUCUGCACAUGUUAUAUCUGUCCCCCCUGCAGUACACAUUGUUUUGCCCAACUGCUAACAAAUUUGCUGCUGCGAUCAACUCUGAAUUAGGCCCUAUGUCGGCCGGUAGCACAUUGUUCUGAUGUGUACCCGGCCUAACUGCUGUUUUAUUUUGUGUCUGCCAAUAUCCUGAAAUAAAAGUUUUUAUAUGAAACAA
Pseudophryne corroboree (corroboree frog) is the source of this 3974-nucleotide messenger RNA. It is a transcript of the gene PMS2, whose product is annotated as PMS1 homolog 2, mismatch repair system component. The transcript is spliced from 16 exons. Lineage: Eukaryota; Metazoa; Chordata; Amphibia; Anura; Myobatrachidae. Gene Ontology annotation, biological process: somatic hypermutation of immunoglobulin genes; mismatch repair. The record is from RefSeq and is a predicted model, not a curated record. Bases 287 to 2812 code for a protein of 841 amino acids. Gene Ontology annotation, cellular component: MutLalpha complex. Gene Ontology annotation, molecular function: mismatched DNA binding; ATP hydrolysis activity; ATP binding.